AUGAGAAAGCAGCUGCUGCUUGCGCUAUGCAUAUACUGGGUAGGCAAAGAAUGCUUGUGCCUUAAUGACUGUCUUUGGGACGGUUCAUCCAUGGACCCCCUCAGAGCUAAGGAGGUGCAUUCCUUCUACCUCCGCGCAAGGCCCCUCCUAAAAGGAAGGAAGAGACGCACCCAAAGAACCAGUGCGUCCAGGAUAAACAAAUUAGACUCUCAAUAUGAAUACCCAAAUAAGGUGGUGGAAAUGUGUCCCCCUGUUGACAACGACGUGGGCGCUAAAGAGAGAGCGGUGACUGAUUCCCAGGGCAAUUUUCGCACUCCUUCGCAGAGUAAUUCGCUAUGUGGUCUGCCGCCUAACCCGCGGGGUGGCCAAGCGAGGGGGAAGAAAAUAAUCAUCGGCAACUGGAAGUGCUACCUCACAAAAGAAGAAGCAUACACACUAAUCGACACGUUUACAAAAAUAAAAUACUCUAGUCAUAUCGACCUUAUUUUAUCUCCUAACUUAUUGUUCAUACCGUAUCUUCUGCAAAAAAUUGAGGAGAAUAAUUCGAAGAUCUUUGCAUGCUCCCAAGAUGUCAGCUUGGCAAGCGGCUUCGGGGCCUUCACCGGAGAAACCACAGCCACCUUAAUAAAGCAGUUUGGGAAUAAAUACACCAUAAUUGGACAUAGUGAGAGGCGCAGAGGUUUCUGCAGCGAUGGGGAGACGCUGGAAGAGACAGCGCAGAAGGUGCACAAUGCUGUGCAAUCCAAACUGAAAGUUAUCCUAUGCGUCGGGGAUGAUUAUCAAAAUGAGAAUCGCCCAUUCACAUCAUCCAAGACAAGAAAAUUGCUUUCCCUCAUCAAGCAGGCAAUUCCAAAGGACGACAUGCAGAACAUUAUCAUAGCCCUGGAGCCCAGCUUCGCCGUCGGCACAGGCAAACCCGGGUCGGCUGACUUUUUGAAUACCUGCUACUGGGACAUCAAGAGGAACAUAGCAGAAGAGGUGGACACGCAAACGAGGGACGCAGUGAAAAUCGUGUACGGUGGAUCGGUGACUAGGCACAACAUGAAGUACUACGUGGAGAAGACACCCGUUGAUGGAUUCCUCAUAGGUAAGGGUUCACUGGACGAGACCUUUAUCGACAUCAUAAAGUACGUUGACCAAUCUUGCGUCUCUAGUGCGUAG
This is a messenger RNA of Plasmodium inui San Antonio 1, 1161 nucleotides long. Its product is annotated as triosephosphate isomerase (TIM). NCBI's taxonomy places the organism in Eukaryota, Apicomplexa, Aconoidasida, Haemosporida, Plasmodiidae. The record is from RefSeq and is a predicted model, not a curated record. Gene Ontology annotation, cellular component: cytosol. Bases 1 to 1161 code for a protein of 386 amino acids. Gene Ontology annotation, biological process: glycolytic process; glycerol catabolic process; glyceraldehyde-3-phosphate biosynthetic process. The transcript is spliced from 4 exons. Gene Ontology annotation, molecular function: triose-phosphate isomerase activity.